AUGUCUUCUCUCAAACUUUGCCUUUUAUUUGCUCUUAUUGGACUCGCCGCCUCGCAGUUCAACAUGGACUGCAAAAUUAAAGUCAAAUUUCGUCAGGACAGCCACCAAAAGGUAAGAAUCGAUCUGCUCAUUCCAUCGCUCUCGAUCAUGUCGGACCCAGUGAUCCUUGAUGAAUUCAAAGAGGAGAAACAUGUUAACAUCAAAGGAAAGAAUUGCGAGAGGAAACACUGGGUGUUUAUGAUCUACGGCGAAGACGAGCAUGGCAACUGGGUGCUCAAGAAGAAGCAUAAGGCAAAAUUCACUGGACACGGAUGGUUCCUCGUUUCGAUGGCAGAGAAUUACGAGUUCCAAAUACUUGAUCGCAUGGGUGUCAUGUGUUCAGAGGGAAUGUGCGGAAAGUAA
Molecule: messenger RNA, 402 nt
Organism: Caenorhabditis bovis
Lineage: Eukaryota; Metazoa; Nematoda; Chromadorea; Rhabditida; Rhabditidae
Source: the annotation of a GenBank genome assembly